Messenger RNA from Rhineura floridana, 3738 nucleotides. RefSeq names its product importin 8 (gene IPO8). NCBI's taxonomy places the organism in Eukaryota, Metazoa, Chordata, Lepidosauria, Squamata, Rhineuridae. The transcript has 25 exons. The record is from RefSeq and is a predicted model, not a curated record. Gene Ontology annotation, molecular function: small GTPase binding. Gene Ontology annotation, biological process: protein import into nucleus. Gene Ontology annotation, cellular component: cytosol; nuclear envelope. Bases 323 to 3373 code for a protein of 1016 amino acids.
UUCCUCGCAAGGCCUUGACGGGGGAAAGGGGCUUUGUUCCCUCCUCAUUGGAGGGAGGGCUUCUUGCCUUGCCUUGCCUCUUCCUCCUCCUGUCCCCCCGAGACUCUCUUCUCCACGCUAUUGUGACUGGCAAAUGGGUAUCCAUCGUGUCACUCGCUCAUACACGCACCCAAAAGAAAGUCUCGGGGUUUCCUUAAAGGCUAACGGGUUCAGCGUGGCGUCUGUUUCUGUUUGAGGCACUUCUAUCCCGCCUUUCCCCAAAGUUCUCUCCACCCAUGCUUAUAGCCUCGCGACAAUCCUGUGAGGUAGGCUCAGCAAACAGAUGUCCUACAAGAUCAUCAGUUUUGCUCCCAGUCUGCUACAGAUCAUAGUUUCUGAUCAAGUGGAAUUCCCAGUUCGACAGGCAGCUGCCAUAUACUUGAAAAACAUGGUGACGCAGUACUGGCCAGAUCGGGAGCCACCACCUGGAGAAGUGGUAUUUCCAUUCAACAUUCAUGAAAAUGAUCGGCAGCAAAUUCGGGAUAACAUUGUGGAGGGAAUCAUUCGUUCUCCGGACUUAGUGAGGGCCCAGCUGACAAUGUGCCUCCGCACUAUUAUCAAGCAUGACUUCCCAGGUCACUGGACAGCAGUGGUGGACAAAAUAGGCUAUUACUUGCAGUCUCCCAAUAGUGGGAGCUGGCUCGGAAGUCUGCUGUGCCUGUACCAACUCGUGAAGACCUAUGAGUACAAGAAGGCCGAAGAGCGAGAUCCCCUCAUCGCUGCAAUGCAUAUGUUCUUGCCUCGGAUUCAGCAGCAGAUGAUCCAGCUCCUUCCUGACAACUCCCACUACUCUGUGCUCCUUCAGAAACAGAUCUUAAAAAUUUUCUAUGCACUUGUUCAGUAUGCACUGCCACUUCAGCUGGUGAAUAACCAAACCAUGACUCAGUGGAUGGAGAUUUUCCGGACGGUGAUUGACAGAAGCGUGCCUCCUGAGACUCUGCAGAUAGAUGAAGAUGAUAGGCCAGAACUGGUAUGGUGGAAAUGUAAGAAAUGGGCUUUGCGGAUUGUUGCUCGCCUUUUUGAAAGGUAUGGUAGUCCUGGGAAUGUAACAAAAGAAUAUUUUGAAUUCUCUGAGUUCUUCUUGAAAACAUAUGCUGUGGGAAUCCAACAGGUACUCCUAAAAAUCUUGGACCAAUAUAGGCAGAAAGAGUAUGUUGCUCCACGUGUUCUUCAGCAAACAUUAAACUAUCUGAACCAAGGGGUCCAUCACUGUAUAACCUGGAAGCAGAUGAAACCACACGUGCAGGCUUUGUGUGAAGAAGUGAUCUUCUCCCUGAUGUGUUAUAAAGAUGAGGAUGAAGAGCUCUGGCAAGAGGACCCAUAUGAAUACAUCCGCAUGAAAUUUGAUGUGUUUGAAGAUUAUGCAUCCCCUACAACAGCAGCUCAGAUACUUCUGUAUACGGCAGCAAAGAAGCGAAAAGAGGUGUUACCAAAAAUGAUGGCAUUUUGCUAUCAGAUCCUCACUGAGCCCAACAUUGACCCUAGGAAGAAAGAUGGGGCGUUACAUGUGAUAGGAUCUCUAGCGGAUAUUUUGCUGAAGAAGAGUGUUUUCAAGGAUCAAAUGGAACUGAUGCUACAGAAUCACGUCUUUCCACUGUUCUUGUCGAACCUGGGGUAUUUGAGAGCAAGAUCCUGUUGGACUCUUCAUUCAUUCAGCACUUUGAAAUUCCACAAUGAAAUCAACCUAAGGAAUGCUGUUGACCUAGCAAAGAAGAGCCUGAUUGACGAUAAAGAAAUGCCCGUCAAAGUAGAAGCUGCCAUAGCACUUCAAUCCUUAAUAAGCCAUCAGGAAAAAGCAAAGGAAUACAUUAAGCCCUACAUCAGGCCUGUUAUGCAGGAGCUGCUGCUUGUUGUUCGGGAGACGGAGAACGAUGACCUUACCAACGUGAUCCAGAAGCUGAUUUGCGAAUACAGCCAGGAAGUAGCGACAAUUGCUGUUGAAAUGACGCAGCACCUGGCAGAGAUAUUUGGCAAAGUUCUCCAGAGUGAAGAAUAUGAGGAAAUGGAGGAUAAAACUGUUAUGGCUAUGGGGAUCCUUCACACAAUUGACACAGUCCUUACUGUUGUGCAGGACCACAAGGAGAUAACUCAGCAGUUGGAGAGCAUUUGCUUACAGAUCAUUGGCCUUGUCUUGCAGAAGCACGUAAUAGAGUUCUAUGAAGAAAUCCUCUCUCUAGCAUACAGCUUGACGUGUCAUCUGAUUUCACCUCAAAUGUGGCAGCUUCUUGGUGUCCUAUAUGAAGUGUUUCAGCAGGAUUGCUUUGAGUACUUUGCAGAUAUGAUGCCUCUCUUGCACAACUAUGUCACUGUUGAUACCGAUACUUUAUUGUCAAAUCCCAAAAAUUUAGAGAUAAUUUACACCAUGUGUAAGAAGGUAUUAACUGGUGACGCAGGCGAAGAUGCGGAGUGUCAUGCGGCCAAGCUCUUAGAGGUCAUUAUUCUGCAGUGCAAAGGGAGGGGCAUUGACCAGUGCAUUCCACUCUUUGUAGAAGCUGUUCUAGAGCGCUUAACGCGAGGGGUUAAAACCAGCGAGCUCCGCACCAUGUGUCUCCAGGUUGCCAUUGCAGCCCUUUAUUACAACCCUGAGCUGCUUUUGCACACUUUAGAGAACAUCCGAUUUCCUCACAACCCAGAGCCCAUCACGGCACAGUUCAUAAACCAGUGGAUGAAUGAUACAGAUUGUUUUCUUGGCCUGCAUGAUAGGAAGAUGUGCAUCAUAGGACUGAGCAUUUUGAUGGGGCUGCCAAACCGACCUCCUGCAGUAGACGCAGUGGCUGCUCAGAUCGUUCCGUCGGUUCUCCUCCUGUUCGUGGGCCUGAAACAAGUGUGUGCCACCCGGCAACAUACAGAACAUGAAGAGCAUGCCAAAGCUGAAAAGAAUGAUGCAGAAGAUAAUGCUUACUUUCCAGAAGAGAUUGCAAGUGAUGAAGAGGAAGCCAAUGGAAGCCAGGAGAUGCAGGAAAACCACACAGGUGAUGGUGAUGCAGGAGAUGAAGAAGACGAUGAUGACGACGACUGGGAUGAUGAUGCAUUGGAAGAAACCGCUUUAGAAGGUUUCAGCACCCCUAUCGACCUGGAUGAUGGUGUAGAUGAAUACCAGUUCUUUACACAGGCCCUGCUAGUGGUACAGAGCCGAGAUGCAGCCUGGUACCACUCACUGACAGCACCACUCAGCAACAAUCAGAAGACGGAAUUGCAGGAAAUCUGUGCAUUAGCUGAACACCGCAGGAGUUCCGCAGAAUCAAAGAGGAUAGAACAGCAAACGGGCUUCACAUUUGAUAACAAAGGACUGGUCUCUGCAUAUAACUUUGGCAAUGCUCCAGGGAGCAACUGAAGAAGAAGAAAGUGAAAACUCAAGGGACUCUGCAGAAUAUUUCAUUAUUGCAUUUUAUUAUAAAAAAACAACCCACCACAUAUUUGUGACUUGUGAACAGACAAGGGAAGGCAAUCAAGUACUCUGGAAGACUAUUUUCCUUUGGGAAAGGCAGUGGCUGACCCUCUUCCUUCUUUUUAGGACACUCUCUUUCUAACCAGCUACUGUAAUGUAUAAAUCCUUGUGGUAUUUUUAUAAGUUGUUGGACUGAAGAAAGUCUCUGUUCCCUUUCCUCCUAAGGAAGUGGGGAAGCGGCUGUGUAAAACUGGAUUGAGUUGCACUUCUCAGGUCUUUGCCAUGUGAAAUUGAAGGGGUCCUAUGGAUAA